Molecule: messenger RNA, 433 nt
Organism: Neogale vison (American mink)
Lineage: Eukaryota; Metazoa; Chordata; Mammalia; Carnivora; Mustelidae
Product: non-histone chromosomal protein HMG-14-like
Exons: 1
Coding region: 1-306 (101 amino acids)
Biological process (GO): chromatin organization
Cellular component (GO): chromatin; nucleus
Molecular function (GO): nucleosomal DNA binding
Source: RefSeq, a predicted model, not a curated record
AUGCCCAAGAGGAAGGUGAGCUCCGCCGAGGGCUCGGCGAAGGAGGAGCCCAAGAGGAGGUCGGCGCGGUUGUCCGCGAAGCCCGCGCCUGCGAAAGUGGAAGCGAAGCCCAAGAAGGCGGCAGCAAAGGAUAAAUCUUCAGACAAAAAAGUGCAAACAAAGGGGAAAAGAGGAGCAAAGGGAAAACAGGCUGAAGUGGCUAACCAAGAAACGAAAGAAGACUUACCUGCAGAAAACGGAGAAACUAAAAAUGAGGAGAGUCCAGCAUCCGAUGAAGCAGGAGAGAAAGACGCCAAGUCUGAUUAAUAUGACAUACCAUGUCUUAUCAGUGGUCCCUGUCUCCCUUCUUGUACAAUCCAGAGGAAUAUUUUUAUCAACUAUUUUAUAAAUGCAAGUUUUUUAGUAGCUCUAGAAACAUUUUUAAGAAGGAGGG